Messenger RNA from Lolium rigidum, 2516 nucleotides. Its product is annotated as anaphase-promoting complex subunit 8. The record is from RefSeq and is a predicted model, not a curated record. Gene Ontology annotation, biological process: cell division. Gene Ontology annotation, cellular component: anaphase-promoting complex. Lineage: Eukaryota; Viridiplantae; Streptophyta; Magnoliopsida; Poales; Poaceae. The transcript is spliced from 4 exons. Gene Ontology annotation, molecular function: protein binding. The coding region runs from base 1 to 1803 and encodes 600 amino acids.
AUGGCUUCCACCUCCAAGGAGAGCUACCGCGUCGAGCUCCGAGCAGCCGCCCGCCAGCUCGGCGACCGCUGCCUCUACUCCGCCGCCAAAUGGGCCGCCGAGCUGCUCGUCGGCAUCGAGCCGGACGCCGCCGCGCCGUCCCAGCCGGCGAUGGACACCCCGUCCUCCUCGGGCGCCGGGCCCGGCGGGCGCCUGCUGCACCUGCACCGCAGCGGCGGGUCCAGCUUCCGCCGCCGCAUGCGGCCCGGCGGCGGCGGCGGGUCCGAGGCCGGGACGCCGCUCGGCGGCGUGUCGUACGUCAGCACGCCCAUCCCCGACGACGACGCCUUCGACGCGGGCGCCGACAAGUACCUGCUCGCCAAGACCUACUUCGACUGCCGCGAGUACCGCCGCGCCGCGCACGUCCUGCGCGGCCAUGUUGGGCGCAAGGCCGUCUUCCUGCGCUGCUACGCGCUCUACAUGGCUGGAGAAAAGCGGAAAGAUGAAGAGACAAUAGAGCUUGAAGGAUCUUUGGGGAAGAGCAAUGUUGUUAAUCAGGAACUAGUUGCAUUGGAGAGAGAGCUCUCUACAUAUCGGAGAACUGGUGCUAUUGAUUCGUUUGGCUUGUACUUGUAUGGAAUAGUUCUACGCGAUAAAGGCUGUGAAGGUCUAGCUAGAACUGUUCUGGUGGAAUCUGUCAAUAGCUACCCCUGGAACUGGUGUGCUUGGUUAGAGAUACAAUCUUUGUGCACUACCAGUGAUAUUUUGAACAACUUAAAUCUGAAGAAUCACUGGAUGAAAGAUUUCUUCAUUGCUAGUGCACAUCUGGAGUUAAAGAUGCAUGAAGAAGCUUUGAAAAGAUACGAGCGCUUGAUGGGUGUCUUCCGUUGCAGUGAUUACAUUCAAGCUCAAAUAGCAACUGUUCAGUAUAGCAUGAGGGAACUGGAUGAUGCUGACAUGAUUUUUGAAGAACUCCUCAGAACUGAUCCUUUUCGUGUGGAUUCUAUGGAUAUUUACUCAAAUUUAUUGUAUGCCAAGGAAAGCUUGACUGCUUUGAGUUUCCUUGCUCACAGAGUAUUUUUGACGGAUAAAUAUCGUCCAGAAUCUUGCUGCAUAAUUGCAAAUUACUACAGUUUGAAGGGGCAUCAUGAGAAGUCAGUUUUGUAUUUCCAGAGGGCACUAAAGCUUAACCGCAAGUACCUCUCAGCUUGGACUCUCAUGGGACAUGAGUAUGUUGAGUUGAAAAAUACACCUGCUGCAAUUGAUGCCUACAGGAGAGCUGUUGAUAUAAAUCCGAGGGAUUACCGUGCUUGGUAUGGUCUUGGUCAGAUCUAUGAGAUGAUGGGAAUGCCAUUUUAUGCACUGUACUACUUCCGAAAAUCAUCUCACCUACAACCUAAUGAUGCUCGACUGUGGAUUGCUAUGGCUCAGUGCUAUGAAAGUGACCCACUUCAAAUGAUUGAAGAAGCUAUCAAGUGCUAUGAGAGGGCUGCAAAUAGUAAUGACACUGAAGGAAUAGCACUACAUCAGUUAGCAAAGUUGCACAGUAUGCUUGGGCAAUCUGAGGAGGCUGCAUUUUACUACAAGAAGGAUGUAGAGAGAAUGGAAGUUGAGGAAAGGCAGGGCCAGAACUUUGUCGAAGCCUUGCUUUUCCUUGCAAAGCAUUGCAAGAGCAUCGGCAGGUAUGAGGAAGCAGAACACUAUUGCACAAGACUCUUGGAUUACACCGGCCCUGAAAAGGAGACUGCAAAAAGUAUGUUACAAGGGAUAAAACGAGAGCAAUCGGGAUUUCCAUCAAUGGAUAUUGAUCAUUUUGCAUUGUAAAUUUGACCUGCAGAUAAGUUUUUUGCUUGGGAAACUCGGCCAAGUGUAAAUGUACAAGAGAGAAGUGCAAUCUGCUUCUUUUUUAUCUCCAUCUUGCAUGCAGUGAGGCACGAUACAUUUGAUUUCAAGAGAAAGCUACAAACCAGAGUAUUCAUGGACAAGGAGAGUCGGUUUGUUACUCACCCCACUCCAGCCAGGGAAAAGCUAGCAAGGGCUGCCCACCUGAUGAAACUGGUGUUUCUAAUAACUGGGGCAAAGGAUCUAGCUCCAAUCUUCCCUCACACAGUGAUGCUCAUCGUCUGUAGCCUUGCCAGACGACUCCACAAUUCUGGAGAUGAUGACCUUGUACGCAUGAUGCUCGCUUUGAGUUGCUGGAGAUUGGCAACUAGGAGAACUAGGCGCCUGCAUGGUGCGAAGAUGAGCGUCAUUGGGAUGAUCCAGAUCGCCAAUUCAAGCAGCAUCGUCGAUGGAUUUCUGCCAGGCUUCUAGUUCUGAAUAUCUAUGGCUUUUCUUCACUGGACUGCUUUGGUCUGUGUUGCCCCCCUGCAGUUGCUUGCAUAUAUAAUCUAUUGAGCUUCUUUGGAAGGCUUGCCUUGUCUGGACCCCGGGUGCAUACAUUAUUGCUUAUCUUUACAGUAGUUGCUGUUCACUGUUUAUUAUAACGACAAUAGAGUUUGUUUGCUUACGAAGUAUGGCAUCUCUGCCGUUUGCAA